AUGUCGACUCCCGAUCCCAACUCCUCCGCAUCUCUAACGGUGUCUACCGCAUCCGAAACUCCGGCUCCACCUGCAAACACUGUCAGAACAAUUACCUCUCAGCCACCUCCAGCUCCGCCACCACAACCACAACCACCUUCUUACAGAGCCCUAGCUCCACUUCAGCAGCACGCUAAUCCGUUACAACAAACUCAUCAUAACAACCUCCCGACACAAUCAAUCCCUAACCGACGCCCCAAUACGCCUCACCAACCUCAUCAUCACCAUCAUCACCAAGACCCGUCGACGGUUCUUUACCCGUUUCCUCCGGGUCGAGGGUUUUCGGUCCGACCCGCACGGAUGAAUUCGCCGGGUAAUCAGAGUGGUUAUCCAAUUCGACCGGGUUUGGCUUACGGUCAGCGGCAGUUUGGGCCGAAUGAAAUGGAGACAAUGAUGCAGUUCAUGAGGGCGAGGAAUCCUCAGAUUCAUCAUCAGCUCUCUCAUCCCGGGUCGGGUUCUCCUGUCGGGUCGGGUCCCAUGAGAGGAGUUCCUCACUUCCUGCAACCAAGGGUUGCCCCUCCCCCAACUUCAAUUCUAGAGACUGGCAGGAAUAAAAAUGCCAGAAGGCGGGACGCACUUGUCCUUGUUAGAGGGAGAAAGGUUAGGAUCACUGAUGGGGCUUCUCUUUAUUCACUUAGUCGAUCGUGGUUGAGAAAUGGCGCACAUGAAGGAGUGCAGUCGCAAAGGAGCGAUACUAUGAAACCGUUGCCAAAGCCAUUACCUGUGGAUGUGGUGGAAGCAGCUGUGCCAAAUGAUCCAACUGAAAAACCAACUGAUGAAGAUAAAGAGGACGAGGAAUCUGUGGAGGACUUAACAGAGAAGGAUCUUUUGAAAGGACACAUCGAGAGAGCUAAGAAGGUCCGUGCACGAUUAAGAGAAGAACGGUUGAGGAAGAUUGCGAGGUACAAAGGAAGAUUGGCUCUUCUUCUGCCACAAUCCGGAGAGCAGUGCAUGAAGAACGAUUAAAAUGUUUUAUUAGGACUUGAGGCUCUUACAUGACUGUUGUUAAUUUUAGCAUAGCACACCACGUACCUGUACGUGUAGGAAGGUGUGCUCUUCUUGUUCUGUGUGUGUACCAAAAUUUAAACCCUAUUCGAUUGUAUCUUACUACAUUUGGUCAUUCACAAUUUCUCUUUAUUGACUUUUUAACCCAA
Messenger RNA from Eruca vesicaria subsp. sativa (arugula), 1193 nucleotides. Lineage: Eukaryota; Viridiplantae; Streptophyta; Magnoliopsida; Brassicales; Brassicaceae. The record is from the annotation of a GenBank genome assembly.